AUGGGAGCGGUCGAGCGGAUGCGGCUUCGCGCAGCUGUGCUAUCGGCGCUCGUGUGCCUCGCGCUCGGAGAACUCUACGUACCGGGCUCGGUUCCCGUCGACGACGAUGCGCCCCAGGUCCGUGUGGGCGAAUGCGUACCAGGUGAUAUUCCAACCGACGGCCCCGACCCGACGGACAACUGCAACGCUUUUUUCAAGAGCCAGGGGAUGAGUUACGACGCGUACCCCAUCCCGCCGGUUUGUUCCACCGCGUGCACGUUCGAGGAAACCUCUCCCCCCGACGAGGGCCGUGGCGCGACCUACGCCAUGCAGUGGCAAACGCGUGGCCUGAAUCGAGCCGUCGGAGCCUCCGAGGGUUGCGGGGCGUCCCUGCCCUUCGACCCGUGGACCGGGGCGGUCACGCUGCGGCCCGGAAGGUACAUCCUCCAGGGGAGCGCCCUGGGUUCGACGUCCAACUUCAUGGCCGCCCGCAUCGCCCGUCUCGACGCCGAGACGAACGAAGCGGAGACAAUCGCGCUGGGAACGGCGCAGUACGCCGCCGAAGUAGACGGCGCGAAGGCGUUCGCCAACUCGGUCGUGGCUCCCGUGGAGUACCUCGCGUGUCAGGAGACGAAGAUUCUCCUGCAGCACUGGAAGCACGUCAAAGCCACGGGGGACUGGGGCCCGCUGCCUUCCACCGGUUUCGACGAGCCGCGAACGGUGCACGCGUCCCUCUCGGUGCGAAGGGUCGGGGGCGAGGGCGGGUGCGCGUCGUCCGACCCGGACCCGGAUGACGACGUCGAGGCGACCCGGACGUGCACGUUCCGCGAGGCGGCCGCGAUAUGCGACGGGAACGGAUUCGGGACGAGCACCGCGGACGCCUGGAACGAGCGACUCUUGUACGACCCGGAAACGUCCGGAGACGCCGCGAAGUGCGGCGCGAGCGUGGCGGAUGACGGACGCGGGAUCGUCGUGCAGCCCGGCACGUACCUGGUCUCCGCCGUCAGCCCGGGCAUCCGGUCGUUGAUCUUCGUCGUCCGCCUCGCAAAGUACGAUUCGAACGGGGCGUACGUGGAGACUGUCGCGUUGGGCUCGCACGGGUUCGAGAGAGUCACCGACGGACACCCGGAGACGAACGCCCUGAGCGUGAUCCUCGGCACCGAGGUGACGGUGACGGAGCCCACGAGGUUCAGGCUCGAGCAGUACGUCGAUGCCUCAGCCACGAGCGGCGAUAGUAAAGGCCGAGCCCCAGGGUACUUCAUAAACGCCGGCCAUUUCAACGAUUGCGACGGCGACCUGUCAUCAUAUGGCGCCAACAACGUCAUCCCGGUGAUUGGCGCGCAGCUGACGGUCGAGAGACUUUCACGGGAUCGAAUCGGGCGGUCGUGCCUUUUCCGUGAGACCAUCGACGCCACCACCGCUCAACCCGACAGAUUCAUGGUCAACUCGGCGACGGGCCAGGACGGCAUCAUCGCGUAUACGUGGAACAACGGCAGGCUACUCAACGAUCAUGUCUCGUCCCCGCACUCCAACGCCACCGUGAACUGCGGCCUGAUGAGUUCGACGGUGGACGCAGACGGCACGUCGUUCCAGCUCGCGGCGGGUAACUAUCUCCUGGAGGCCGUGUCCAUGGGAUACGCCAUGUCCUACGGGGCGGCGCGGCUCGUCGCGGUCAACUCGACCGGCUCGAAGUUCACAGUCGCGAUGUCGACCUCGACCAAGGACGAGACUUACGCCACUGGUGUUAAUGGAGGCGAGCGAAACGAGCUCAUGUUCAUCGGACCCGUUCACAUCACGGUGAAGGCGACGUCGGCGGGCGCCGGGGCCUCCGAGGAUCUUCCCGUCUUUCGCCUGGAGCAGUACCACUUCCCCACCACUCAACGGUACGGCGCGGGGUACGCCUCCGGGUCUUACAACGCCGGAUACAAGGCGCAGGAGAGCGUGAGAAUCGGGGCGCAAGUGCGCAUCGAACGGCUGAAGGAGCCGGAACACGGAGGGGACACCACCACCUGCGCCGAGUGA
Micromonas commoda is the source of this 2001-nucleotide messenger RNA. RefSeq lists its product with no specific name. Lineage: Eukaryota; Viridiplantae; Chlorophyta; Mamiellophyceae; Mamiellales; Mamiellaceae. The record is from RefSeq and is a predicted model, not a curated record. The transcript has a single exon. Bases 1 to 2001 code for a protein of 666 amino acids.